AUUCAUGAUAACUUCAGAGACGAUGGAGUAAUGAGUAAUGUUAAAAGUUAAAGAUUAAUUAAUAUCUUACUAGACCAACACACAGAAUAAAUUCAGUUUGAAGCAUAAUAUUUAUUAUUUAAGAUGGCAAGAAAUGAAGAAAAGCAAUUAGCAAGAUUAAAUCGAUUUUACUUGCAUCAGCAAAAAGAAGGUGAUCGUCUGAGUAGUCUGUAUUAAUUAUAUAAAUAAAUUAUAUAAUAAUAAUAAAUAGUAUUGUAUAACUUAUACAAUACUAUUAGUAUAAGUCAUAAGAAUAAGGACUCAAUAAGGAUAAAUGCAGACAGUUGUGAGUUGGUGCCAUGUCGUUUGAUCACACUGCUGCCUUCUUGGUUGCCACUUUUUUUUUUUUGCUGGCAUCCGUCCGUCACAAUGUGACGAUGGAGUGGGCUUCGUAGGACGAAAUCCACAUAGCCUGGGAUUAUUAUACUUGAAGGAUUAUAAGCUGGUCCCCAACAGCAAAUCGCCUCUCUCCACGCCGCUGGGUAACCCAAGGGAACAUCAUUGGAUGAUACAGCUUGGCACCAGUGACGUCGCAGGAGUUGUCGGAAUGUUUUCAUUGUAUCAAUGUUAUCCGCCUUUCGGGACUCCAUCUCCGGGUUAUGAUUUCAGAGUUUCCUUCUCUUAGAGUCCCAUCUACCCGGGGUGCUGGUGGUGUUUUUGCUCUAGCUGGAAUUGAACUCCAGACCACCAACUUGAGAUUUGCUCAGUUUAGACCACUCGGCCACCCAGCACCCACUACCAGUGAACUUUUAUAAUUCACUGUCACUAACUAAACCUAACCUGAAUGUGAAUGCUAAAAUGCCUAAAUGUAUCCCUAAAACUAAAUGUAUUCUUUAACCUAACCUGAACCAUAAAUUCUAAAUGAAUAUGAAUAUAUCCCUAAUGCCUAAUGAAGCUAAUGGCACCAAUUCUCUGCUUUAGCCUGUACAGUAUAGUAGUCUAGUACCUGCUGUUGUUCAAAUCCCGCGCAUUAAUACAUUAGUCAAAAUAAUAAUAUGAAAAUGCCUAAUUAUACAAGCCCAAUAUCUACUUAAGUUAUGCUGACAAUUUGAAGGCUUUAACUUUACAGGGAAAAUAGUUAUGGCAUUUUGAGUAUUGAGAAAGGGCGCUACAUUUUAAAUGAAAUUUACUUACUCUCUGUUGUUCAAAUCCUGCGCAUUAAUACAUUAGUCUAAAUAUUAAUAAGAAAAUGGCUUAUUAUAAAAUCCCAAUACCUACUUAAAUUAUGCUGACAAAUUGAAGGCUUUAACUUUACAGGGAAAAUAGUUAUGGCAUUUUGAGUAUUGAGAACAGGCGCUAUGUUUUUAAAGAAAUUUACUUAACCUCUGUUUGUCAAAUCCAGCGGAUUAAUACUUAUAUGGAAAUGGCUUGUUAUAAAAGCCCAAUACCUAAUUAAACUGUGCUGAAAAUAUGAAGACUUUAACUUUACAGAUAAAAAAGUUAUGGCAUUUUGAGUAUUGAGAGCAGGCGCUACGUUUUUAAUGAAAUUUAUGUACCCUCUGUUCGUCAAAUCGCACACAUUAAUAUGUUUAUUGUAGGGGUGUGCCGGAAUCCGGUUCCGCCGGAUUUUGCACUAUCCGGUGAAAUCUGGUUCCGCCGGAUUUACAUGUAUCCGGAACAACCGGAUUCCGGAAUAUACCGGAUUUCGGAAUUUGCCAGAUUUUGUGACUCACCGGAUCAUAAUCUGAAAUAAAAGUAAUUCUCUUUCCCGAAUUCCACACGAUCACGAUACAUUAAUCGAUUGUUUCGAGCGUUGAGCUUGUUUAAUGUUUAAUAUUCCGUACAUACCAGAGGCUAGAGUCAGCACCGCUAAUAGUGGCCAAUAGUGUAGGGACUUUGAUAAGAAAAUUUAAACUUUUUGUAAAAAUAAACCAAUGGCAUAGUUGAAAAGAUGUAAUUUUUUAAAGAAUUAUAACACCAAAAUCAUAUUUUUAGCUGUUGUAGUUUUAAAGUUAUGAAUUUUUAAAGUACGACUUGGUUUGUCAUUUUUUAACAUGGACUGCAUCUCCACAUUCUGUGAUCUCAUUCCACCAAUCCCGUCAUGCGCAAUGACUAUAUAGUUUAUAUAAGGCAACGCAUUCCCUGCCUUAUCACUAAAAUACUGUUUAGACUUAGUUUAAACUUUCAACUUUGGCACAUGAAUAAUUAAUUAAAGCUUUCCCUGACCAAUGGUUUAAUAGUUUUUGCACACGGCAAACUCUUAUGAAUGAAACUCUGAGGUAGUACUACGAUACAGUUAUGCAAGUGGCUGUGAAUGGUUGCCAAUGACAACGUGUUGCACACGGUAAAUUCUGAUCAUUUAUAAUAUGGAUUCUACCGGGUUGUUAAAGCUCAAAUUAAAACAUUCCAGUUUAAAUGUCUUUAAAUGCAUUCUGAAACACAAGUUAUCAAUUAUUUUGAUGUAAAUAGUGAUAAUAUAUUAAUAUUUCCUAAGUAUCGUCAACUUCCGCCAUUAAAAAGGGGGGCGUGGCCAACCCCAUGGCGAAAUUAGGUUGAGCGAGCUGCAUGACCUGCUGCGAACGCGUAGAAACAUGGCGUCUCUCGUAAGACACUUAUCCAAAUGGAACGGAACUCAAAUAUAUAUCGAAAGUACUAAUUUAAUAAUAAAUAGACACACACAUCGGAAAAUUAAAAACUCGGAUUUUUUGGCGCCGAUUGCGAAUUCCCAUACACAAAAAGUAGUAGUCCACCUUGACUUACCGAAGUAUCUACCAAUAGUACCAAAAUCCGGAUUAUUCCGGAAUCAGGAUUAUUCCGGAAUCCGAAUCCGGAUCCGGCGGAUUUCGCAUAAGAAAAUCCGGAUCCGGUUGGAAAAAACGGAUCCGGCACACCCCUAGUUUAUUGUAGUAUUUGCAUAACAAUGAUGUAUUAUUAAAGCCAAAAACUUAAUUGAAAUGCGUUGCAAAUUUCAAAGCUUUAACUUUGCUGAAUAAAAAGUUGUCGCAUUUUGAGUGUCAAAGAUGUCUUUUUUCGGUCACAAAAUUUUUGAAAAUAUUUACUAAGGCUAUAUAAGGAAAAAUUCUGACACUAAAAAUGCGAUAACUUUUGUUCUACUUAAGAUAGAAAGAUAAAAUAGGUAUCAAUGGAAAGGAAAUACUGAGUCCUUUCUAAUGAUAUAAGUUUCAUUAAUAUAUAACAACUUUGAAAUUUUUAGUGUAGUACCUAAUACUAUACUAUACAGUAUAUUUUUAUAUACAGGCCUAUUAAUUGAUAAUUUGUUAGUAUUAGUAGUUAGUACUUUGUAGCAUGGUAUUCGCUGGAAUUCUCACUGAUGCUUUUCUUGACAAUAAUGACGGCAUUCCCAUAAUAAGAUACACAGCUAUUUGAGCUAUUGAGCUAUAGAUGGAAGGCUAUUUAAUUUUAGGACUUAGGAGACUGAAAGCCAUAUGACUAUGACGGUUAAAGUAAAGAAAGGGUAUAUUCGCUGACACUUCACCCUAAAUACAAGCUCGCCUCUGAAAAUGCAGCAAAUACUUUAUCGCUUUGCUAAGGCCUGCAACAACUACAGCCUUCUUCUCAAUACAAAAAAAACAACAGAUCAUGCACCAGCCAGCUUCAGGAAAAGCUUACUGUGGCUUACAAAAAACCUAGUAUAUCAGUGAAGGGAUAGAAUCUCCAAGCAGUGGAAAAAUUCACGCAUUGGGGCAACACCCUCUUCUUGUCAGCAACAAUAUAUUAUGAGAUCAAUAACUAAAUUUCCAAGGCAAAUUUUGCAUUCAGAAGACUCCUCAAGAGUGUCUGAGACCCAAGGGGUCUCAGUCUUGUAACUAAGCUGAAAGACUAUAUAGGGUAGUCAUAUUAAUAUCUCUCUUGUCUGCUAGGGAGACUUGGACAGUGUACAGCAGACAUGCUAGACAAAACUAAACCAUCUCUACCUACAUUGUCUAAAUAAACUUCUUGGCAUAAGGUGGCAGGACAAAUUUCCUGAUACAGAAGUCUUAAAAGAAGCUUACUUAUGGUGACCAGAUUUUUCUGUUGGGGGCACACCCCGGCACCGACCCAAGCCAAAAAACAAUUGGUGAAAAUUAACUGAAAGACAUGUUUUCCUGAAGGGCAAAUAAGAAAUUCAUUAUUAUACAUUAUAUUGCAUAAUGUAUGUUAGACACCUACCGAAACCUUAUGUUGUGUUAAUCAGUAAUUGCGGGUGAAAUUUUUGUGAACAAUCAAGUAGAAAAGUACCAGAUAAAUGUCACUUUUUCAAAGUUCAUAAAAAAUAAAAACUGCUUGUAAAUAACUAACUACUAACAAUAACAAUUGACAUGUUGUUAAAAAAAUAACAAUUGACAUGUUAAAAAAAAGAAAAGAAUAAAUUGAUCACAACCGACAUAUGUCAGAAAUAUGAAGGAUCAACAAGUCAAUUGUAAUUAUUAAUUUCAUAAUCAUGACACACUUAUAUUUCUGAGAUGUGUAGAUAGCUCUUAGGACACCAGGAUUUUUUAAUAACAUAUCAUUAAACUUGUCACAUGAAUCACUGAAAUUGUAUUUGACAACCAGGAUAUGUAUCAAUGUUGUAUCAAUGUAUCGACUUUGAGUUGCUAUUUAUCUGGUGUCCACAUGUUGUUAAUCAGAGAAAAGAAUCUUUCAGUGGGAGCUCUUGUUCCUGUCUAGGACAAGGUACUCAGUUCGUAGAAAAUGACACAGGCCGGGACAUUUUCUGAUUUUUCGGGAUUGAUGAUAUGGGUGGUGCAAAAAUAGGGACUGUCCUGGGUAAACUGGGACAUUUGGUCACUAUAGCUUACUUUAUCAGCAUCUAAAAGUUCCUACAAAAAUACCAGAUGGGCGGGGCAUGUUGUGAGAAUACCAUACAGCAGACUUCCUUAACAACUAAUGUUCUGUGAACUCUCCAGAGGGAAGCGCUCAGCUGGUGGGCAGAAAAAAACCCUCAAAGGACUCUCUAAAAGCUUUACUCAAAUCCAUGGACAAAUACCUUAAUUCGUGGGGAAAAUUUGCUGGCGAUGUAUACUCUCUUUUGGAGCACAAGCCUCAGAGAGUAAACGCUCCACUCAUGGGAAAAGCAGUAUUGACUCCAAUACAACUAGGACCCCAAAAUACGUAGGACUUUCCAGCACAAAUAGGAUUGGCAAGCCACCUGCGCACUCACUGUUAAAUAAAGCCUUUGUCAUCUUAAUGAUUAUUUUAUUCAAAUUUUAAGCUUUCUCACUGGUAUUGCCAGGUAAUUGAGUGGUAACUGUGUACUCCCUUUGUGUUCUCUCACAGUCAGCUCAAAUUUUAAAAUUUGUCUGACUGACAUGCACAAAUAAUAGCUUGAUAUAGCUGGAUUUAGCCUUCCAAAGAUGAUCUUUAUAUAAUUAAGUUUAUAUGUAAAGAGAAAAGUAAUACAUUUUUAGUGCUUACUCAGGCUUUAUUAGGCCCGUGCUUUGUAGGUCUUUAAUUCUUGUCGCCUAUACUAUAAAUUGUGAAAGGACAAUCAAAAUUUAUCUCCCCAGAGGAACUUAAAAAAAGACCACCAAGGCCAAGACUAGUAAGUCUAAACCAAAAAGUGAAAACAUUAAAAUUAAUGUGUUCAAUUUUUAAAGGAAAUUAUACAUUAUUUCAAGUUUUUGUUAUUUAAGUGUCGUGAAAACUUGUUGGUGUGAUGCUCUUGACAUUUAAGGUUAAGGAUUCACUCCGCUAAGGCUCACCUAGGAAACACAUUUAUUUAUGAAUGGCAAAGCACUGGUAAGGACUUACUUUAACAGUUGCUUCAACUUAAAUUAUGACUGAAUUUAAAAAAAAAAAAAAGUAGGUAAUGGUUCACUAGGUAUGAAAAUGAAAUCAAUAUUUCACCAAGAUUCUUUAGAAACCUUAAAUUUGAGGGGGAGUGUGCCAUGUCACUGAGCUGUUGUAUAUUCAUUAUUUUUGUUAUAUAGGCCUGUGGUUUAAUAUAUAUAGUUACUUACAUUUUAGGAUUCCUUGAACACAGUCAAUGAAGUGAAGAAAUGGCUCCCAUCCAUCAUGAGAGACAUUGAGUUUUAUGUUACAGUAAGUUUCAUUUUACUUCCCAACUAAUUCUUUAACUCAAGCAGCCCCAAAUCAGUCAUUCAGAGCAACCCAUUUUUGCUUUAUGAAUACCAAGUAAUCCCAUAACAUUUGCCUUAAACCACCAGAUAUGAUUUUGUAUUGCUGAAGAUAGUUUUAUUGUGAGAAAUGGGGUAAUUUUUAAUUUCAUUUACUCCAUUUUAAGUUGAUAGUUUUAAGUUGACAUAGGGUUGUGGAAUGAGGGCAUGUCAUCCAAAACAAACUUUUUUAGUUAAGUUUUGUUGAUUUUAUUUGUACAAUCGGGAAAUUUUCUUUUUAAAGAACAACUUUUACUUUUUAGCAAAUGGAAGUAUCUUGUUAUCCAAAGCGACAAAUUGAAGAGUUUGAGAGGCGCAUUGAUAAUCUACGUGGAGAGUACAAGGCCUUUGUGCGCAAAAUACGUCAGCUUGAACCAGAGUCUGAACUGACUCCUUGGUCUGACAAGCCUUAUGUUGGGAAGCAGCGUAAGCUUGAAUUAAAAUCAUUUCAAGAAGAUUGUGGUGAGUGCCCGUUCUUCUUAUGUUAAAGAGUUAAAGUCUAUGAACUUAGAGAUCUGAAUUAAGGAGACAUUUUAUUAAAAUAUUCAAAAGUAUAAAAUAAAACUCUUAGUGAAAAUAAACAUUGAAAUGGCUUUUGAAAUGUUAUCAGCUUGUCAAAUAAUUUGUAUCACUGCAGCCACUCGUAAAUUAUCUGCUGUAGUAAAUUAAAAAUAUACAACAAGGGCAAACUAACUGGAUGUUAUUCUUUGGGUUUGGAAGUAUAGUCUUGUGUCAAUUGUAACCAAACCUCAGUAACUGCCCAUGGUGGAUUUUAUUGGAAUGAUAAAACAAUAGGUGAAGAGUCAAGAGGAUUUCAGCUUAAGCCUCAAUAAAUGAAAUUGCUCUAAAACAAUAUUGUCAGAUGUAUCAUUGUUCGUGACAUGCCACUUUAAAUAAAAGAACAAAUACUAAUAGUCCUCAAAAGUUUUAAAACCAAAAUACAGGUGACAAAAUAAAAAGAUUUGUAGUUAUCAUCUUUACCAUCACUAGUAAUUGUCCAUUAUUUCUUCACUAUUUUUCCAGAUCCUGUUGAGUCAUCAGCUAAUGAACCUGCCCCAUCUUUUAAUUUGAAUCAGCAAAACAACCCCAUGACCUUUAUGCCCAUAGCUACACCGGUGCUUAUCUCUGAUCAUGUCUACAAGAGCUGCUAUGGCUAUGAGGCUAAGAAAAGUCCAGACACCACAUCAAUAAGUUUAGUCGUUCAGGACAAGCCACUUGACUUUGAUUUCUCAAAGAGGGUUUUUCGAGAUGGUGAGUUAGAGUUAAAGGAAGCAGAAUAUUCAAAAGAAAGCAGUUCAGAAGAAAGAAUUCAUGAUGGUGUCACUGACUUGGACAAAAAGCAGCCCCAAGAAAAUGGACGUCAUAAACUUUCAGAUGCAACAGAUCCUGGAAGUCUAGUCACCAAGAAACAGCAGAGCUUCACUGGUGUGGAGGUGCGAGGGUCACUGAACAUUCCAUAUGCAGAUUCAUCUUCUGAAGAAGAUGGAGUGACUUGAAAGAGAAAAACUUAUCUCACAUCAGGUAAUCCUAAUUGCCAAUACAAGUGUGAGGCUAUAUGGUACUCUACCACUUUUUACAUUUAUUAAUAUUAUAUCAACUUUAUUUUUUGUGUGUUUGGUAGGGUCUAACAUGCAGGGGUUAAAAGUUAAAGUGUUUUCAUUAGUACAUUUCACAGUAAUUACCCUACAUAAAUAUAUGUUGAUGGGUCAACUUUGUAAUCAUUUUGUAAUGUUUAUCUUCAAAAUCAUAGGUGAUUUUAACAUGCAAAAUUUUUUUAAAACUUAUUACCUUGUUAUAUUAGAUGAAUUGACUCAGACAAGACUAGAAAUUUUGUUAACAUCUGAGCCGGAUGUUGCCUCACACUUGAUUUAUGGUGGUCAGGUUUUAUUCUGAGUGGUCAACAUUCUCAAAAGCAGAUUAACGUACAGUUCAGGAUGACAUGACAAAAGAAAGUCAUAAUUGUACUUAUGGUCCGAUUUUUAUCUUAAAAGCUAACAUUCUCAAAAGCAGAUUAACGCACAGUUUGGGAUCUCUUGAGGCCACAUCGCCAACCGGCACUUUGACAACACCAUGUCUGCCCAUGGGCUGUUAAUGUGGACUCAUUCUGCUGGGUCGGGUUUCUGUUCUGUGGAAUAUCUGUUGUUAUGAAUCGGGUGUCUUUCUGUCUUCUGGGGGUUGACAGCCCCAUAAAAUUGAACAAAGUCACCUGUUAUGGCAACAACAGUUUCAGAUUACAUUUUUUAAAAACGAGAACCCUGAUUCAACUUACACAGGGUGUGCCUUUUUAGAGAUGUGGUGUUUCAGAACAGUGCAGAUGCUGACCAGUAAAAGAAAACUUUGAUCUUUGGAAGUGUAUUUAAAGGCAUUGGUUAGUUAUUUAAAAGCUGUUGGCAUGCAUUGUUUUGAGAAUAUUUUUGGUUGCCAUCAAGCCAAAAUAACUUUGAUCCUAAUUAUCGUGCUAAAGUAACUUUGUCUUUAUCCAAAUAAUUGUACUAAAGUAUCUUUGUCUUGAUCCUAAUGAUCGUGCUAAAGUAACUUUGUCUUUAUCCAAAUGAUUGUGCUAAAGUAUCUUUGUCUUGAUCCUAAUGAUCAUGCUAAAGUAACUUUGUCUUGAUCCUAAUGAUUGUAAUCACAUUUCAAAAGGAAAUAAAAGUAAUAAACUGAGAUUCAUUUCUCUUUAAUUAAAAAUCUAAUGCAAAUGAUUAAA
Molecule: messenger RNA, 8802 nt
Organism: Lymnaea stagnalis (great pond snail)
Lineage: Eukaryota; Metazoa; Mollusca; Gastropoda; Lymnaeidae
Source: the annotation of a GenBank genome assembly